AUGGCUUCACAACCAGCAUGUCAAGAUAUUGUUGACCGACAUUCACUCAAUGUAUUAUCUGAUACUUCAACAAACAACCGUGGAGACAAAAAGAAAGCACUGGCAUCGCUGCGAAGAGAAUGCACCGAGCAGCUGGAGACAUGGGGCGAUCAAGGCGUAACGAAUCUCUUGAACGAUCUAUUCGAUCGCAUGGCGAUCUGGGCCACGAGCGAUAUUGAAUACAUUCGAGAACAAGUAGCGUUGCUAUAUCAACAGAUGAUUCACCAUGCAACCUUAUCUUCCGAGUUACUGGAUCGUGUACUCGACCUCGUGCAUCAACGAUUGAGCCGGCAACACCUUGCAACAGCUAAAGCUGCCUUUGUUGAACCCACUGAGGAAAUCAGAGUCAUUUGGUUGGAUAUCAUGCUACACAUUGCUCCUGGUGUUAUCAACGCGACCCAAGUCGACAAAGCAUUGGAUAUUCUACAGCUUGCUAUUCGAGACACAUCACCCGACGUACAAAAAAGGGGCGGCAACACAUUGACCGAGCUUGCCAAGCAUCAUCGCAAAGAGGUAGCAUUUGCAGGAGAACGACCUAUGCGUAUGAUUUUGGAUUUAUUGCAUCACAAGCAUUCAGCUCUUCGGGUCAUUGGAUUACAGUGCACCGAACAAAUUGGGUUGGCUUUUCCUGGUGCGAUCCAUCUCUUGUUUGAACAUGAUGAAGCUGCCAAACGACAACCGAUAUUCCCUUUGCUUGUAUACGACAAUGCUCUUUUGGUACGAAUGACUUUAUCACAAGUGGCGGGCUCUCUCCUCAUCAAUGUCACCCCACAACAACGAUAUGCAAACCUGCCGAUGCUUGUUCCUAUUCUACUUUCAUGUGCAGCAGACGACAUGGAAUCCAUCAGCGAAGCAAGUAGCGUACAAAUGGAACGUGUCGCUUCCAUGUGUGCGGAUGAUUUGGACGCAGCUGGAAUCCUUGAUGCAAACCUAAAACAUGGUGAUCGAGGACGCUUAGAUGCAGGUUUUAAGCAUGCGGUGCAUCAGUGCUAUAAGCCUUUGAUGCGUCAAUCGAUCAGGGAAGCAAUGGAACUUGAAGAACAAAGACGACUCAGAGCAUUGGGUGUGCUUGCAACGCUCUAUCAACAUGCUCUUGAAGAAGAUAUCUGGUGUGAGCAUCAAGAUACUUUGGACAACCUUUUCACAAUUUAUUGCAAUGGAAUGGACGACAAGGCCGUUAUCAGCAAGCUUCGUUCUGUUCUUUCAGUACUAGGUCAGCGUAUGCCUCAAACUAUUUAUUUACAUGCGAUGAUACCACGCUUUGAGGAAGAGGAGCUGCUGCAUGCUGAAACCAUGUGCAUGGGGACAAAAGGACUUACCAUCACCUUGGACAUGUUGAAGGCUCUCGUAUCGGGACCCCCUCGUGGUGGUGAUGUAUUUCAUGGAGACGUGGAACAUGUUAUUGGAACUUUGGACAAGCCCUAUUUUUGGCAGCUAUUAUCAGAAGAUGAGGAAUUGAUUUGUGAGACUGCAAGACUACUCAAAGCGAUGGUUACUCGACAUUUGAAUCAGCUUCCUCUUGCAGAUACCAUACGGGUGCGUGUUGUGUGGUUUGCCCUUGUGCUUCGAGCAGCUUCAAGGAUACAUCAUAGCAACAAUCCAACGACGACAUCCGUACGUGAGAACGCAACUGUCACCGAUCUUGUGAAUCAGCUUAUUGGUGGUUUCACGCAACAUGUAUCAAUGGUCUCGAGCGUGUAUGGGCAUUAUUUACCAACAUUGCUGAAGCGGAUUUGUGGCCAACCUAAAGCUCACAAACGGCCGAACGCAUGGAAGACAUCAUCAGUGGAGUUAUACGUGCUGGAAAUCCUAGUGGAAUCAAUCACGGGCGACGCUUUGGAAAACGCUGGUGUCACCGAACAGCUUGUGGAAUUAGUAUGCUAUGCAGGAUUGAGAUCAACAAAGGAGCAUCAAGAACUUGGAGACAUUGCUGUUCGCAAGAGGGCAUUGCGAUUGCUAUCAUCACUUUUCCGGAUAGACAAAGGCGUGCACUAUCUUGUAGAUUACGAGCCUGAAAUUUUUGAGCAUUUGUUGACCCCUGGAUUACGAAGCGCCCGAUUGCCAGGAAAUAGCCUGAGUGCGUAUCAUGUCGAACUUCUUGGUGCAAUUGCAGCUGGGAUUGAAGAGGACAUUAUCAGUAUCGAUGCCAUCAAGACACUCGUUAUCCCAUACAUCAGCGACUUUUUCUCGAGCAAUGAACCCGUAUUAAACGCGGCAAUGCACUUGCAAAUCUAUGCAUCGGAACGGUUACUGCUUGACAACCAGCGAGAUAUGGCCCAAGAAUUACUAUUGCCGCUGCUGGAUACUUUGCGUGAAACAAGCGAUGAAAAAGCACUUCAUAGACAACGUGUUCUGAUUCGGAUUUCGGAUGACCAAAAGUUCAUUGAUAUGAUCCACCAUAUGAAUAUCGCAGAUCUUGUGAAGGGCCAUACGCGUCAUUUGCUGAGCAAUGCAAAAAAGGAAAACCCUGCAUACCCAACGCUACUUCGUCUAGCAGGAGAUCAAGAUAUGGAUUAG
Messenger RNA from Lichtheimia ornata, 2556 nucleotides. RefSeq lists its product as uncharacterized. The record is from RefSeq and is a predicted model, not a curated record. Lineage: Eukaryota; Fungi; Mucoromycota; Mucoromycetes; Mucorales; Lichtheimiaceae. The coding region runs from base 1 to 2556 and encodes 851 amino acids. The transcript has 8 exons.